Molecule: messenger RNA, 1788 nt
Organism: Pungitius pungitius (ninespine stickleback)
Lineage: Eukaryota; Metazoa; Chordata; Actinopteri; Perciformes; Gasterosteidae
Gene: mylipa
Product: myosin regulatory light chain interacting protein a
Exons: 7
Coding region: 151-1584 (477 amino acids)
Biological process (GO): ubiquitin-dependent protein catabolic process
Cellular component (GO): cytoskeleton
Molecular function (GO): ubiquitin-protein transferase activity
Source: RefSeq, a predicted model, not a curated record
GCCUACAGCUGGUGGCUUCAGACUCGCCAUAAGGACUUGAAGGGCUGUGAAAGUGACGAAGGCUUGAUGUAGGGGUUGGUGGUUUUAAGAAGGCUCGAGAAGUGUUUUUAAAGGGUGGCACACCAAAGAUUCACAGAAUACGCAGCCAAAAUGCUCUGUCACGUUACUCGGCCGGAUUCGGUGGUGAUGGAAGUGGAAGUUGAUGCGAAGGCGCACGGUGAAGACUGUCUGAAUAAGGUUUGCAGAAAGUUGGGCAUAAUUGAAGCGGACUACUUUGGACUGCAGUUCACGGGCAGCAAAGGAGAGAACCUCUGGCUGAAUCUGAGGAACCGCAUAUGCCAGCAGAUGGAUAACGUGACGCCCUGUCGACUGAGGCUGCGGGUCAAGUUCUUCGUGGAGCCCCAUCUCAUUCUGCAGGAACAGACGAGACACAUCUUCUUCAUGCACGUGAAGGAGGACCUCCACAACGGUCACCUACGUAUGGGCUCCGAACAAGCGGAGGAGCUGAGCGCCCUCCUGGCACAGGCCGAGUUUGGCGACUACAACCAAAACACAGCCAAGUACUGGUACUCUGAGCUGUUCGGAGAGGAGCCCGACACUGCAACCGUCAACAGCAUUGUGUCCAGACACAAGGCUCUGGAGGGUUUGAGCCAGGGCUCCGUGGAGUAUCAGGCCCUGCAGCUGAUCUCUUCUCUGGAGCAUUAUGGCGUGGAGUGGCACUGGGCCCGCGAUGCAAAUGGUCAACGUCUGGCCGUAGGGGUCGGCCCGGAGGGCAUCGCCGUUUGCAAGGAGGACUUCAGCUUGGUCAACAGGAUAAGCUAUCCAAUCAUCCAGAUUGCCACCCAGUCGGGGAAGAGCGUGUACUUGACGGUUAACAAGGACAUGAGUGACAACGUCGUGCUUUUGUUCAAGCUGAUCAGUAACCGGGCAGCCAGCGGUCUGUACCGAGCCAUUACAGAGACCCACGCCUUCUACAGGUGCGACACGGUAACAGACGCGGUGAUGAUGCAGUACAGCCGGGACUUUAAGGGCCACCUAGCCUCACUGUUCCUCAACGAAAACAUCAACCUGGGCAAGAAGUACGUCUUCGACAUCCGACGCACCUCCAAGGAGGUCUACGACCACGCCCGGCGCGCGCUCUACAACGCCGGGGUUGCCGACCUGGUGUCCGGCGGCGACGGGCGCUCAUCCCCUUCCCGCUCCCCGAGCCGAGACGACCCGCAGGAGGACGGGCUGGACUGCGGCGGCUGCCAGCAGAACCGAGCCCUGCAGGAGCGGCUGCAGAAGCUCAGGGAGGCCCUGCUGUGCAUGCUGUGCUGCGAGGAGGAGAUCGACGCCGCGUUCUGCCCCUGCGGCCACAUGGUGUGCUGCCAGAGCUGCGCUAAUCAGCUGCAGAUGUGUCCGGUGUGUCGGUCGGAGGUGGAGCACGUGCAGCACGUCUACCUGCCCACCUGCACCAGCCUGCUGAACCUGACGCUGACCGACAACCACCAGCACCGCAGCAGCGUCCCGGCGCCCAUCCACAGAGAGACGGCUUCCCACUGCUCCUCAACGGAGUACGACCACAAGAUCUACCACACAUGAAGCCCUGAAGCUCAACCAGGUUUCAUGAGGAAGGAACGUUUUAUGGUCCGUUCCGGGUUUCCUGCCAGGACUACGUGGAUUACCAAACCUAGAGAAACUCCUGAGUAUAUUUAAAGACUGACACACUCGUACCACUCCCUGUGUGUGUGUGUGUGUGUGUGUGUGUGUGUGUGUGUGUGUGUGUGUGUGUGUGUGUGUGUGUGU